AUGACCCUGCCUACCGCUAUCAACGCUGGCUCCAUUGCUGCCGGAUUCGGUGUCGCUGUCGGUACCGGUGCUCUCUUCAUCUUCGGUGAAGUUCCCCGUGUGCGCAACGACAUCCUCCGCCAGCUUCCUUUCUUCGAUACCUACUUCGACCGCACCAUUGCCCCCGAGGACAACCCCUUCUAA
Penicillium brevicompactum is the source of this 183-nucleotide messenger RNA. Its product is annotated as cytochrome b-c1 complex subunit 10. NCBI's taxonomy places the organism in Eukaryota, Fungi, Ascomycota, Eurotiomycetes, Eurotiales, Aspergillaceae. The transcript has 3 exons. The record is from RefSeq and is a predicted model, not a curated record. Gene Ontology annotation, biological process: mitochondrial electron transport, ubiquinol to cytochrome c. Bases 1 to 183 code for a protein of 60 amino acids.